UUUGACGAAGAUUUUAAAGAAAAUCUCAAAUAUUUCUAGAAAACUACAUAGUCUUAGUAUUUAUGUGCUAAAUAAUAUAUAAAAGGCUUAGAAAAAUUAUAAAUUAUACAAUUAUACAAUAAAACGUUUAAGUGAUUAUUUGGACAAAGAUGUCGAGUUUUUACAGAUUUUUCGUUCUUCUCCUGUCUGCUCUGGUUAUGUUUUCGCUAUUUAACCAAGCAUCAGCCGCGCCAGCCCCUGAUUACGGAUCCAACCAUGCAGGACCCAAACAAAUUGGAAGCAGCCAUUUAGGACCUGAACAACAACAAACUGGAAUUAGCCAUUUAGGACCUCGACAACAAGAACCUGAAAGUAGCCAUUUAGGACCUCGACAACAAACUGGAACUAGCCAUUUGGGACCCGGAAGCAAUUCCGGAUACUCUGGACCAGUUGGAAUUUCCAAUUACGGACGUUAAUUUUGUUUUGCUAGUGAAUUUUUAAUAAAACAACUUGAUAUUUAAUAAAUGACUUCUAGUUUGUGAAUAAUAAUUUAGAUUUAAUAAGUAAAUUAUAAUCAACCCCAGUAUGGUGGUGGUGGUGGUGGUGGAGGAGGUCCAAAGAAGUGAGGUGGGCCUGGAGGAGGAGGGGGUGGUGGAGGUCCAUAAUGUCCAUAUCCACCCCAUCUACUUGGCGAUCCAAAAAAGAAUUGUGGAGAUGGAGCUGCAGCAACCCAUGAUGUGACUACCAGUAAGGUGGAAAUCGUGAUUAUCUAAAAAAAACUGACCUCCAUAAGUCUAUGGCUGACUUGUUGCUGCCUGAUUCUAUGUUGCAACAGUCACCCAGUUGCCGAAGAUACAAGAUCGGCGCCUGAAGCAAAAUUUUUGGGACUCGGCGCUGGAGGUUUGUUUGGAGGCCUAUUUUCUGAAGUGGACGUUAGUGGAACGUAAGUAAUAAUUAUGUAAUAAUAUGCUUUACUUUUCAAGUCAACUCUAUAUUUUCAACAAUUAUGACAAAAUGAUAACACUCCAAACUCUACCUUUACCAGUUGGUAAAGGGAAAAGGUACAAAAAUACCGGAUGCUGAAGACAUUACAGUCGUUCCUCGUAAAUCUUCAUUAUAAAUUCAUUUUCUGAACUGGCUUAAUUUUGCGUUUAGAUCUUCUAAAAGUCAUGGUGUUUUGUAGAAUAAAUGAAUUCUGAUCUUGUGUCUCCCUUUCCUCAGUAACAUCAUCCUUUUUUUUAUUGUUAGAUUCUUCUUGUAUAGUAUUGCUAGUAUUCUGAAUGUCUUCAUCAGAUUCUUCUUGUAGAGUAGUACUAGUGGUUUGAAUUUCUUCAUCUAUUACUUCUUGUAUGGUCGAGUGAAUAUU
Molecule: messenger RNA, 1345 nt
Organism: Ceutorhynchus assimilis (cabbage seed weevil)
Lineage: Eukaryota; Metazoa; Arthropoda; Insecta; Coleoptera; Curculionidae
Source: the annotation of a GenBank genome assembly